CUUGUUAACAUUUGUGAAUGAUGAAAAUUUAGAUCAAUAAUCUAAAAUUGAUGUCUUAUUUCUCAUAAUUCUGCGAGUUACAAUAUUAAAGAAUAUGAGCAGAUUUAUAAAUCGAGGUCGGCCUUUUAACAGAAAUUAUAAUCAAGGCCCACAAAAUGCCAAUUUUCAAGGUGGAAACAACUACAGCAACACGUAUGGUAAUGACGGCUAUGCUGCAAACGAUGCGUACGGUUACAACUCGGAAGGUUACCCAGAAGCCACUUACUAUGAAAAUCAGAGUUACGAAACUAGCACAGAUUACACUACAGGCAACAUUGAUUAUGCUAACAACGGCAAUGCUGAGUAUUCUGAGGGCUACAGUGAAGGUGCUGAUUAUGAUCAAACAGCAUAUGAUGAAACGGCAGGUUAUGAUCAAACAUCAGGUUACGAUACAGGGAUAGGUUAUGAUGCUGGGACUGGAUAUGAUAAUACUGCUGGGUAUAAUGAUGGUUAUGAUCCUUCGACUACCAAUUAUGAUGGCUAUGAAUAUGAACAACAAGAGCCAGGAGGUUACACUCAAUCAUCAAAUAUAGAUAAUAGUCAUAAUACAACACAAUGGUCUGGAUAUUCAAAUUUUACAAAUAAACCCUCAUUUAGAGGUGGUCCAAGAGGAAUGGGCCAGUUUGGAAACAGAAUGCAAACUAAUAACCCACUGCAAAAUAGACAGCCAAAUAGUAGUACACAAAUGUCUGGACAAUCAGGUUUUCCAGCUCGAGGUAGAGGACAAUUGAAAUCUAAUUCUGCUAGGAGACCAUUUCAAAAGCAGAGAGGAGCACAUAGCUUUGGACAGUUUGGUGAGUCAAUGAAACCUGAACAAAAUGUUAACCUUAAUAGUUCUGGAAAAGGACAGUUUAAUAGAGUAUCAGGUAAUACUGGAAAUACAAACAUUCAAACAAAAUUUCAUUUGGAAAACAAAACUGGAGUUGAAAAGACAGUCAAGUUAGGACAGCCUCAAGAAAAGAAGUCAGAUGAGAAAGUAGUGUUGGAUGCCAAGGAAGGAAAGGAUAAAGAAAAACCAAUGGGAGAACUUCAAGAAAACAAAUUACCUAAUAAAGAGGAAGCAGAUAAAGUAGGAGAAUUAUCUAAGAAAGAGGAAUCACAAAGAAAUGAAAAACAGCAAAAGAAAGAGGAAUUGCCUGGAAAAGUAGAACAGCAAAAGAAAGAAGAAUUGUCUGGAAAAGUAGAACAGCAAAAGAAAGAGGAACUGCCAAAGGAUGAGAAGGAAACCACAGAAGAGACAAAAGAAGGAUCAAAUGAGGAUAAUGAAAGUGAUUCAUCUGAUGAAGAUACUGAUUUCUGUAUAUACUGCAAGUUGAAUUUCAGCACACCAAAGGCGUAUCAUGCCCAUACACGUGGGUUACAACAUACAACUCUAGUUAUGCAGGCUAAAGCAGAGAAAGGAGAUGCCAGAUUCCAGAAAGAAAAGGUAGAGCCCAGUGUACUAGAGGUAAACAUUCCUGAACCUAAGAAACCAGCACCAGUACCAGAUGAGCCAGAGUAUGACUACGAGGAGAACUGGAUGAAUCUUGAUGAAGAUGUUUUAAAAUACAUGCAAGACAACAAAAACCCAGACAGUAGAGAUCUUAACCCUAAUGAAAUCGGCAGAUGUCCUUUGCCAGAUGACUUUGUAUGUCCAUUGUGUAACGUGAAAUGUACAGGAGCAAGUGCUUUCAAGAUGCAUAUUGAAGGCAGGCAACAUAAAAGUAACAUAGAGGCUGCUAAACAGGGUGCAAAGAUCAAGAAGAAAAAGCAAGCAUCAAGUGGUGUCAUGGUACAAACAACAGACCGACCAUCAAAGUUUGCUGAUAUGGUAAAAGACAACCCAGCACCCUUACUGGGUCUAGAGUAUGUGACAGAGUUCCAGAAGACUGACAUAAAGUCCCCAGCAAGAUACGUAUGUAAUAUGUGCGAGUCAAAAUGUGACGGUUCAACAAUUAUUCCACAUGUUAUUGGGCUCAGACAUAGGCUUAAAUACAUGCAAAUAAAGAAUCCACAGAUGUACGAGCAUAUGACAAAGUUUAAUUCAAAGAAAAAGAAAUCGGAGAUGAAUGCAAACCUUGAAGAUUUUGCCAUCCAGAUUGAGAAAGAAUUAGGGCGUUCUGAAGUCAAGAUAAAAGUUGAACUUGAAAACUUUGAUGAUGAAGAUGAAUUGAAGGAAACAAUGAUAAGACAUUCAAAAGCAUUGGCUGUUAAAGUUAAGGAGUUAGAAGAAGGUGUCACUGAUACAUUUGAUGAAGAAUUACCAUCAAUGUCAAAAGUGAAAGAACCCCCGUAUAAGAAGGCAAAGAUGGCAGAAAAUAUUCCAGAGGGAAGGUCAAUGCGGGAAAGCCAUGAGCGAAACAGAGAAGAUCCCUAUGACUAUAAUAGACGACCUGCCUAUGAUGAAGCACGACGGCAACCAUAUGAUGACAGAAGACGACCUCAAUAUGAUGAUGCACGGCGGCCACCAUACGAUGAGGCACGACGGCAAGCAUAUGAUGAUGCACGUCGACCACCAUACGAUGACCCACGUCGGCCAUCUUAUAUGGAUUCACGGCGACCGCCAUAUGAUGAUUCUAGAGACCCGUACUAUAGGAGGAGAUAUCCGGAUGAUUUCAGGGCCUCAUACCGGGACAGAUUUGAUCCAUAUGGUGUUGAUGAUCCCAUGUAUGAAAGGAGAAUGUUAGAUGAACGUAGACGUCUUGAUGGUUUGAUGGGAGAGAGACAUCGGCUAGAUGACCCGUAUGCAGAGCGACGCAGGAUAGAUGACAUCCUAGAACGAAGACGAUACCUUGAUGAACUUGAAAAGUCUCGAGUGACAGAUAUUCUAGAAAGAAGAAAACGCUUACAGGAAACUGAUGUUGACUUCCUUAGACUUCAAAGGUUUAUGGGCAGGGAAGCUGCUCCAGCCAGUAGUAGUCCAAGUCUGAGUACGGAAGAGAAGUCAAGAUUAGAUAGUCAGCUGGCACGUAGAGAAGCUCUACACGCUAACGUAGCCCCGGCUAACACUGUGCCAGCUAACAUCAGGCCAGCUAACAUCAGGCCAGCUAACACUGUGCCAGCUUACACAGUACCUGCUAAUGUGAUACCAGCUACUCAACAACCGGUUAUCCAAGCUAUACAAGACAAAUUAUCGGAACAUAAGAGCAGUAAUCCUAACAUAGCAGCUAGACAAGAACAGGCUGCUGAGGCUCUCAAACAGGAAGCUGCUAAAAAUCCCCAUGUGAAUAUUGCAGAAAUUAUGACUAAUCUGUCAUCAUCAAUGAUAGCAACAGAGGAUGAUGCUGCCAUGGCUCUACAAGUAUCAAAUGCUCUUACUCAGGCACUUUUGAAAUACAGGCUACAGAAUGUUCCUAAAUCAAUGGCAUCCUUGAAAGAGGCAUUUGAGCCAAUGUUAGAGCAGAGACCGGCUGAGCAAAGCAUUCCUGGUCUUGGUGGUUCAAGUACAACAUCAAGUAGUGUUCCGUCGUUCUUGCGUUCUUCUACAGAUAGUGUCAGAAGUCCAUUACAAGUGGCGUCCAACAGUAAUACACCUGUAUACCAGGCUUCAGUGUCAGCAACUGUACCAAACACAAGUAGUAAUCUACCUUAUUCCCAGCAGCAAAGUUAUCCUACUGCAUCGCAGCAUCAACAAUACACUUCUUAUACAGGCACUUCACAACCUGUCACAUCAAACACAGGUCUUCAAUCUUACCCUGCAGCAAGUUAUGCAUCUGUUUCAGCAGUAUCUAACAGAGCAACGUCAAGUAUAUCGUCAGCCCCAGUUGGUGUUCCUGCCCCUCCACAUGUAUUAACAGCUGGUCAAAGUCAGAAGAAACCUGUGCCGAAUACAGCAAAUAUUGAUCAACCACAGAAACUGUUAUUAGAAUCAAUUAGACAACAGACAGAACUGUUAAAGAAGAAAAUUCAGGCAGCAACUGUCAGUCAAGCUAGUCGUUCUUCAGUCAAUGUUCAAAGUACGGAUCAACAUGUACCUGCAUCAACUAGUACCUCCUUUUAUCCUAAUCCAUAUACAAAUUAUGCUACAUCAUCAGCCAGUCAGGCUACUUCAUUGGCAGGUCAUGUGACUUCAUCAGCCAGUCAGUCUGGCUCACAUUCUGGUCAUGUGACUUCAUCAGCCAAUCCAGUACCAGCAAGUCAGUACAGCUCUCAAUAUUAUCAAUAUAACUAUCACUCGGCUCCACCAAAUGCAGCACCUCAGACUGUGUCUCAGGUGCAGCCUCCGGUGCCUGUUCCUCAGGUUCAGCCACCUUUACCCACUGAACCUGCCCCACCGCUUCCAACAAAUGACCUCCCACCUUUGAGACGGAAACACUACAGAUAAAGUAUGGCAUCAUCACUGUUCAGUGUAAAUAUCCAUAAAACAAUUUAAUAUUGUUUAUGAUACUGUUAUUAAAAUAAUUCAGGGCAGAUGGAACUGUCAGUGAUAGAAGAAAAAGGUGUAAAUUUCAUUCUAAGACUGAAAACAAAACAUGAUCAUACUUAUCAUUUUUAAGUCUUAGUAAAGUAAUAAAUAUCUUGAGAGUUAUAUAUAUAUAUAUAUAUUUAGAUUUAUAUUUUUAACUAUCAAAAGAGUUCAUUUUGUAUAUACCUUUUUGUGAAUAUUGACUGUUAUUCUU
Molecule: messenger RNA, 4637 nt
Organism: Ruditapes philippinarum (Manila clam)
Lineage: Eukaryota; Metazoa; Mollusca; Bivalvia; Venerida; Veneridae
Exons: 18
Coding region: 95-4342 (1415 amino acids)
Cellular component (GO): precatalytic spliceosome
Molecular function (GO): zinc ion binding; double-stranded RNA binding; single-stranded RNA binding
Source: RefSeq, a predicted model, not a curated record